This is a messenger RNA of Ogataea angusta, 810 nucleotides long. RefSeq lists its product as uncharacterized. The transcript is spliced from 2 exons. Bases 1 to 810 code for a protein of 269 amino acids. The record is from RefSeq and is a predicted model, not a curated record. NCBI's taxonomy places the organism in Eukaryota, Fungi, Ascomycota, Pichiomycetes, Pichiales, Pichiaceae.
AUGAAUUUUGCUGCUGGCUCUGCCCCAUAUCCCUCCAGCCUUGCCGCCACGCACUCCACCGCGCCCUCGUUGCAAGCUUGGCAGGUACACGCGCUUGAGGAUGGGCUGCUGCUCCUUGGAGACGGCCUGGACGUUCGCGAAGAGCGGGCCGAGCGUGCUCUGGCGCCGCAGGAUGUGGCCCGUGGUGUAUUUGUUCCAGUCGAUGCGUUUGUCUGCGGGCGUUAUUUUCGCCGCGUACGAGUAGCUUUCCUGGGGGACAAUCGACGGGUAGUUCUGCGGCUCGUACAGACCGGUGUCCAAAACGUUUCUCAGCAGCCUGCCGCCGGCAUCGGCCAGUUUCUCGCACAGAGAGUCGAAGGUCUCUGUUUCGGCGAUGUCUUGCCUUUCCUGCGCCAGAAUGCGACCACGGUCAAACCUCUUCUUAUCGAGCGUCUGCAGGGAAACCCCGGUGUAGUUCUGGUGGCUGAGCAGUGCGCGUUGCAGAGGGGCUGGCCCGGAGAACGCUGGCAGCAGCGACGGGUGCACGUUGAGACCCGGGUACUUGAGCGAUUCGAGGAAGGAGGCCGGUAUCAGCAGCCCAAAGGACACAGCCACGCAGAUGUCGAACUGGCCCCUCAGCCGGUCGAAGUCUGCGCGUUCGUCGGCGCGCACAAGCGGCAGACCUGUCUGGCUGGCGUAUCCCACGAUGAGCGGUUCCCUGUAUUGUCUGAGCCCGCGGCCGCUCAGUUUGGCCGUCCGUGCAACCACGGUGAUAGCGUCGGCGUACUUCGGAAGCAGGUGCGUCAGACACCGGAUCGAAAACUUGUCUGA